CUGAGCAGAGAUAUGGAGAACAUCACCGUGGUGACAGAAUUUAUCCUAACCGGACUUUCUGAUCUCCCAGCUGUCCGCUUCUCCCUCUUUGUUGCCUUUUUGCUCAUCUACCUGAUCACCUUGGUGGGGAACGGCACCAUUCUUCUCGCCAUAGGAGCUGACUCUCACCUGCAAAACCCCAUGUAUUUCUUCCUGACUAACCUUUCCCUGCUGGACAUCUUCUGCCCCACAGCUACAGUGCCCAAGAUGCUAGAGAACCUCUUGUCAGAGAGAAAUACCAUUUCCUUUGUUGGCUGCGUGCUGCAACUCUACUUCCUGGUAGCUCUGGCAGGGACAGAGGUCUUCCUCUUGGCUGCCAUGGCUUAUGACCGCUACGUGGCCAUAUGCAACCCUCUGCGAUACACGGUCAUCAUGAGCAAGAAGCUGUGUCUUCAGAUGGUUGCUGGUACAUGGGUCACAGGGUUCCUCAACUCCUUGCUGCACACAGUCAUGACCUUUACUCUGCCUUAUUGCAAAUUGAACAGGGUUAAUCAAUAUUAUUGUGACAUCCCUCCAGUCUUGGCCUUAUCAUGUGCUUCUACUUAUGCAGCUGAGAUGGUUGUACUUAUUUUUGGUGGCAUCUUUGGUGUGGGGGCUUUUAUGGUGACGCUGGUCUCUUACAUCUACAUCAUCUCCACUAUCCUUAGGAUCCGUUCUGCCGAGGGGAAGCGCAAGGCAUUUUCCACCUGUGCCUCCCAUCUAAUUGUGGUGUGUCUCUUUUAUGGGACGACCAUCUUCACUUAUGCAAGGCCUACCUCCAGCCACCAUCCAGAUCAGGACAGGAUGGUGAGCAUGUUGUAUGGGGUGAUUACCCCCAUGUUGAACCCCUUGAUCUACAGCCUCAGGAACAAGGAGGUGAAAGGGGCCUUGAAAAGAGUAAUUGCUCAUAAACGCCCUUAA
Lacerta agilis (Sand lizard) is the source of this 939-nucleotide messenger RNA. Its product is annotated as olfactory receptor 5V1-like. Gene Ontology annotation, cellular component: membrane. The record is from RefSeq and is a predicted model, not a curated record. Lineage: Eukaryota; Metazoa; Chordata; Lepidosauria; Squamata; Lacertidae. Gene Ontology annotation, biological process: G protein-coupled receptor signaling pathway. The transcript has a single exon. Gene Ontology annotation, molecular function: G protein-coupled receptor activity; olfactory receptor activity. Bases 13 to 939 code for a protein of 308 amino acids.